Molecule: messenger RNA, 3691 nt
Organism: Pocillopora damicornis (cauliflower coral)
Lineage: Eukaryota; Metazoa; Cnidaria; Anthozoa; Scleractinia; Pocilloporidae
Biological process (GO): regulation of DNA-templated transcription
Cellular component (GO): nucleus; transcription regulator complex
Molecular function (GO): transcription coregulator activity; protein binding
Source: RefSeq, a predicted model, not a curated record
UGCGAUUCUGGCGGCCUAAUUAAAGAGCUGCGUCGCUGUAUAUAAUGUGUUAUUUUUGCGAUGCACAGUGGCACUUCAGCUUAAAUUUUAAAUAAUAAGCUUUAUGAGUCACGGCGUAAUAACACACAGACUUGGGAACAAGUUGUUGGAGGUGGAGAGGGAAAAGACAGAACGAAAAUGACGAACUUGAAAAGUGUAAAGAAGCAGGAAACGAGGAUGGAAAGUUACGCAAGACCAAACAAACGGAGAAAGCUCGAUGAAGUCCACGACUUACCCGGACCAACAGAAAGCCAAUAUCCUCACGAGCCCAGCUCUCAGGUAACCUAUGGAGAACGUAAAAGAAAUAUACCUCAAGACCUGAUCGACAAGUUGAACAUCAGUUAUGACGUCACGGAGAGAUUACGGCGGCUAACGAAAUUUUGUGGGAAAGCGGCUACCGCUGAGAAAAUAGGAGGUGUUCUUACUGAAGGGGAAACGAAUGAUGGGUCAAACUACAACAGAGAGGAAAUGACUAACGGGAAUCACAACGAAGAAGACAAAGAAAGUGCAACUAAAGAAAUCGGAUGUAAUAAAUAUGUAGAUGGAGACUGCGAACGAGGUUUACCACCACUUCAAAAUAUUAUGAAAGGCACAGAAACUGCAGCCUUAGACAAUGAAGAUAAAUUUAAGGAUGCCGCCAAUAAUGUGGAACAGGCCGCUCCUGAUGUUCUUAUAUUCAAACAGGUGUUGAAAGAAAUUAUCGAACAGCGCACAAAGGUUGUUGAAGAAAAAGUGGCGGAAAAUUCACUGAAACUUCAAAAUCGGAUACGAGAGCUCGAGAGAGAAAACAGAGAACUACAGUGGACUGCAAGGAGAAUAUUUGCUGCUUUUCGACAAUUAUUGAUAGAGAAUGAAAAAAGAAAAGAGCCAAAAACAUCACGCGGAGUCCAAGUCAGCACCAUCUGUGAAUCGGCCUCUGAGAAAGAAGUCUCCGAAAGAACACUUCACAUAACCACUGCCGCAAAGGUAAAUGGUGUAAGCACAAUUCUCGCGUCGACGACAGCAGCUCCCCUGACAUCUAUUGCAUCAAAAGUUGUCACAUUAGCAGAAGAUCCACAACCCUCUCUUCAAGCAGCGCCAAGGGUGUUAUUUGAUUCGCAGCAACCCUUGACAGAGAAGCCGGCACCUACCGCUGUUGUGUACACUGUGAAACCCAGACUUGCCCAACUUGCAGAAAAGCAGAAUGGUACUAGCACUCACAACCGUCUCCAUGUGCCCCGUCCUUCAGCAAACGAAUCCACAGCGGCUUUCUUACAAGUAGAACCAGGACAAUCUUCGGAAUCAAUAGCCUCCAGAGCAUUCAGCCAACCUCCUCCGGCUCUGCAGAAUCAGGCAAAAUCUCUUUUGGAACUGAUUCGAGAAAAUCAGCUUAAGCUAUCCCAGCAAACGGAACGUCUGGAACGACAGCAGCAAAUUCAACAGCAACGCACAUCACAUCCGUUGGUUCAAUCAACGCAACAUCAUCCAUCUGAAACUACAGCUUCCCUUUUACAACAAUUGCAACGUCAGCAACAACUUCAGCAACGGCAACAACACUAUCAGAAACUGGUGGAACGCCAACCGCAUAAAACACUUCUACCAACAUCAAGUCAAAUAACUGAUCAGGUCACACCCACUUUGUCAGUCUUUUCCUCCCAAAAGCAACGACAUUCCACACCAGAACAACAAGUAAAAUCUCAGUCCCAAUUGGUCAGACCUUCAGAUGAAUCGCAGGAAAAGCGGCCGUCAGCUAAUUCUUCUAUUGCCUUGCUACAGCAAAGAGAUAAUUCAGCAAUUUAUCAUAGGCCAUCCCCAAGUCACAUGCAUUUCGUGGUAAACUCACAGACCAAGACAUCGUCAGUUCCCUCGCAUCCGCCAAUCAUGUUCAACACAAAACAGAUUGAUGAGGUCUUGAAACGCAACGAAACAGCUUUGCCUCCAAAUGGGAAGAGUCCAAUGUACAUGUCAACCCCUCAAAGUGAACCUCCAUCCCAGUCUACUUCUUCAAAACAAGCUCCAAUUAAUCUUCAAAGAUCAAACUUAACGCACACGAAGCCUCCAGCACAGGAGGUGAUUAAACAUCACGUCCACCACGAACGGCAUGUAUUAUCAGCACAGCCUGCUGCAGAAGUGACAGUGGAAAAUGCGGUAGCACGAGGUCAAACGAAUACAACACUUUCUCAGCGCCUAGUAUCAACUGACAUUUUCCAUGCUCGACCAAAAUCAGUCGGUAUGCAAAAGCAUGCGCAGCAUCCAAGCUCUCAAUUGCAGAAUAUGCAAUCACGACCACCACCUCAAGUUGCAACCCAAAUGCAGAACACAACUGAAACCAGGCGUGAACAAGAGGUUUCCUCCUCCCUGUCUACAGCAAUCGCCAAGCACAAACCAAUUCAAUCGGAUGUUUCAAGCAUGCCACAAACUAUUUUGGUUCCAGCUCGCAAAAAACAUACAAGUGAAGAGCUCCUUCCUUCUGGUUACAGAUUCUCGCUUCCAUCACCUGAGUAUCUUCUUCAGCGUCGGAAGCUAUAUGAACAAACGCAAAACCAUGCUCAAUCGCUGACUUCCCAAAGUAGACAAGUAUCCAUGACUCAUUCCCUUGAAAAUAACUCUUUGAAUGAGAGAAUUAUGGUCUCUUCGACGCAUUCUAGUGGACACGCAGAAGCUGUAUAUACGGUGCAGUCCUCCAACUUUCACACCACAGCCAUCCCAACUCGACCAUUCCAUCAAAAUGGGCAGCGCGUUGAUGUACCAAGCCAGUUGCCUCAUACGGACGCUUAUAACCCUUUUCUAUGUCGACCAUCAGAUAUUCUACUGUCGCAGAAGAAGCAACAUGAAAACCUUUCACAGUCUCGUAACCAGUUAUACAAACCACUUCAAGGGCAAGAACAAGGUCAGUUACCUACAGGAACAGACGGAGGUGGAAAUCUUCGAAGUAGCGUACCAUCUCUACAUAGGCCUCCCAUCCAAUCUCCAGGAAUAUCCUCGAGUGAUCCACGUAUUGAGAAGAAUCCCCGUGAGGCUGAAAAAUCAAGUAUGGCAAACAGUUUAACCCGGAGUUCUUUAAGCGAUCAUGGAGAUGCACUAAAACCUCUUCCUAAGCCGUCAGCGUCGAUUGCUGCGAGGGAGAAAAAAAUUGUUCUCUCUUGGAAUAUGGAACAUGAUGACACAUCAGUCAAAGUAGAUAAUUACGAACUGUUUGCAUGCCAAGAUGUCGACGAAAGCAAAGGCCAACCAAUCAAGUGGAAAAAGAUAGGUAUCGUGAAAGCUCUUCCACUUCCAAUGGCUUGUACACUCACUCAGUUCUCUUCUGGCAGCAAGUAUUUCUUUUCUGUUCGAGCAGUGGAUGAAAAAGAACGAGCUGGUCCAUUUAGUGAUCCGUGUACUGUCUCACUAAGUUCUCACAAAGUUGCUUGAUAUGCAACUGAACGAAAACUUACCCAGGCUAUUUAAUAAUUUAUUCAUUUUUUUUGAGGGGGGAGGGAUGUGACGAUUUCUCGACAUUGUUUUGAUUUUUCUAUAACAUUGUCGAGUACGUUUUUUGUUUGUUUUUUUGCUUGGAUUAUAUAAAAAAUUGUAAAAUGAUAACACCGAGUAGAAUUGUCAAAUUAAGUAAAUUGAGAUUGGAAACAUGAGAGGACUCCGAUAGUAUUUGGUUUGUCCUUCCUAAUGUUCC